AUGCAUAGAAACUUACCGCAAAACAAAGAAGCCCUUUUAAAAUCUUACACAACACGACUGAAAGAAGAUGUUAAAAGCAUGCUUGAAAAUUUUGAAGAAAUCAUUAAACUUGCAAAGGGUGAAAAUGAUUCACAGCUUAAUAGAAUGACGCAAAUUGAGCAAGACACAUAUGAGAUGCAAGUUAGAGCAGCUAAUAUUGUUAGAGCAGGCGAAUCCCUAAUGAAGUUAGUUUCAGACAUUAAGCAGUAUUUAAUACUCAAUGACUUCCCUUCAGUUAAUGAAGCAAUAACACAAAAUUCCAAACUCUUCCGCACAAAACAGCAAGAAUGUGAUCAAAAACUGAUGUCCCUCAGAGAUGAUAUAGCUGCCGAUUUAUAUGAUUUAGAAGACGAAUAUUUUACAAGUAUUUAUAAAUAG
Messenger RNA from Parnassius mnemosyne (clouded apollo), 417 nucleotides. NCBI's taxonomy places the organism in Eukaryota, Metazoa, Arthropoda, Insecta, Lepidoptera, Papilionidae. The record is from the annotation of a GenBank genome assembly.